GCAUCAGCUUCUUCUAGCGAACAGAAAUGGUUAUAUAAGCAAAUAAAUAAAUAUUACUCUGCUUGAUUAGAGCGAAUUUGUCCGCCUGCUCCCGUUAUUUUUUGAACAAAGUAGAAAUUUUGAGAAUGUAUAAUUCCAAAAUUGUAUAGUUUUUUAGGUUAUCUUGACGACAUCUCCAUUGUAGGAGGCACUGCUGCGCCCAACUGACGCAAUUUUUUUCACUGGAAGGGUUUUUUUAAUGGAAACAUGCCCCUAUUUUUUUUUUAAGUUGAUUACAAACAUUUUAACGUGAUAUGCCCAACGGUGAAAAAAAAAUAAAUGCAGAUCAUAAACGAAGCAGCAAAAUAUAGAUAUCGCAGUGGCGACCAAUUUGAUUGCGGCAAAUUGACCAUACGAGCGCCAUGCGGAGCAGUCGGGCACGGAGCUCUGUAUCAUUCACAAAGUCCCGAAGCUUACUUUGCUCACACUCCUGGUCUCAAGGUCGUAGUACCGAGAGGACCAAUAAAAGCCAAAGGGCUUCUUCUAAGCUGUAUACGAGACCCGGACCCGUGUAUAGUUUUUGAACCCAAAACUCUUUAUAGGGCGGCGAUCGAACAGGUACCAGAUACCGAUUUCCAGUUGCCAAUCGGCAAAGCAGACGUUCUGGUUCAAGGCAGUGAUAUUACUCUCAUCGGAUGGGGGACUCAAGUUCAUGUCCUGAAAGAAGUCGCAGAUAUCCUGCGGGACGAGUUUAAGGUGUCCGCUGAGGUUAUCGAUCUGGUGUCGAUUUUACCUUGGGAUCGCGACACCGUUUGCAAGUCGGCCACCAAAACCGGAAGAGUGGUUAUAGCUCACGAGGCGCCGUUAACUUCAGGAUUUGGGGCGGAACUGGCGGCAACGAUUCAGGAAGAGUGCUUCUUGAAACUCCAAGCGCCUGUAUCUAGAGUCACCGGUCCUGAUACGCCCUUCCCUCAUGUGUUCGAACCCUUCUAUUUGCCCACCAAAUGGCGCUGCGUGGAUGCAGCUUUAAAAUUGCUCAACUAUUAGGAAAUUUAUUGUUUUUUUUUUUGCGUUACCUCGAAAAAUUUGUGAAUGAAUACAAAGAAAUGUUGUUGUUGCUCUCGGCUGUUUUUGUAACGCAAGUAUCUACAUCCGCAUGGUAAUUGUUGGUUAUUAAGUUAAUGACAUAUUUCGUCGAUAUCGAAAACCUUCAUUAAUACCCUAUGUGAAUCACAAACCUUAGACUACCUGUUCCAAUCACAAUUUAAGAUUCUUUACUGAGUCAUUCCAUGUUGACCGUUUCAAAAAAUAAAAAGUUCGGUGCUUUCGGUUUACCUUUUACAUCUGCUGAUAUCGUGCCCUUGCGGGAUUUUUAUGCCGAGUCAAGUGACCGGACAAGGUCGCUAAUAUAUCGAACGAUUUGUUUGUGAGCAAAAAAAAUAAUGCGUAAAUAUGCAUGUACGAGUAAAAGUUGAAACACAGUUUUUUAGCGUAGGUAUCGCCGACAAAAUUUGCGCAAUUCUUUUACGAAUGGCACAAAUUUAUAAGAGCGACGUUGUGUGGCGCGUUUUUGCUUAAUGCUUAUUUACAUUUUGUCGUAAUUUUUGUUACCACGACGAUCCAAACUACAAUUUUAUUUCAAAAUGUGAAACUCGUAUUUUUAGAAAACGAUUUUUUAUUUAUAACACAAGUAACACAAUUCUUACUACGGCAAAGCGACUUCAAGACUGUCCUAUCUUAUGAUUAGCGCGCGUAUUUAUAUAAUUAAAGCUGCUGAAUAAGCAUAUGUCUCGUAUUACUAUUCUUUAUUAACAUAAGUGGCCAUACUGAGAUGGACCAUUUAAUAUGCGCGUGCGCGGUAAUUUGAAAUCUCGUUAUCAACUAAUAACUAGCCUAACUAACCAAUAUAACUAGCGGCGUUCAGCAAACAACAUGGCCGCCGACAGUUCUUCAAUUAUACAAGUUUCAGUUUAGAUGUAGCAUUUUUACCGCAGUAUUUUCUUAAAAUAUGCCCGAAUCUCGUUGAAUAUUCUGGGAGAAUUACUUGAGUGUGAAGAAAAAAGCCCAAAAUGCAAGUUAGUGGUGAAAACAUGCCUAAAAGCCUAUUUUUAUGCAAUUUGUUGCGGUGACUACGUAACUUGUAUAACAAUGAAGCAAUUUCGGGCGAAAAGUUGCACUGACUUGGUAAUUUUUGUAGCAGUUUCUUUCUAACUAACUAAAAAUUUAAAUUAUUAAGAAUUACGUAAGGGCAAGUUAAUUUUUUUGCAUUAUUAUGAUCUUCUUUUCUUUUUUUUUUCAAAGAAACUCCCACAGGCUACUUCUGGAUUCCUCCUGUGUCGGUUUUUGCUGAGUCGAAAUUGCUGACGUUUCUCCAAUCAUCUUGUUGGCUUCUUCAGAGAUUGACUGAAACUGAAAAAAAACUUAUGAUCUUCAUUUGGAUGAGAUAUCUCGGAAAAUCAAUAUAGAGUGAGUUCAGUAACUUGUUGGUCGCUGCAACCUUGAUUUUAUUUGUCGAGAAUCCCAACCCAUGCAACAAACUGCAGCAACUAGAAAAGGUAUCAAGUCGUAGCUUUAAAUCGCAGCAAUUUAUUGCAACUUCAACAUCAGGCUGAACUAUGAGAAAAUACCAGAGUUGUCCGAACGCAUUAAUUUUAAUAGGGCCACUAUAUUAUCUAACAGCUAGAUGCUACGGCAAACAGCCAAAUAUUUAGCUAUUUAGCUAAUGUAAAAUAAUCAGUAUAUAUUUUCUUACCAAUGCUAAUAAUACAGCAAAACUUGUUUUCAAACCAUACGAACUGUUAUUCGAAUUCUCACUUACCAAUAAGAAUCAACGUGGCCGCCAACAAUUACUGAAUUCACCAGUUUUCAAUUUGGAUAUGGAUCAUAACCGCCUGGGGCGCAUACAUUCUGCAGUAUUUUCGGCCCCUAUAUUAAUUAAUAUUUAAAUAUAUUUUUUUAAAUUGUUUUCAUUUGCAAAAAUUUCAAACUUGAGAAACUCUUUUCAAACUAUGUUUCGUUGAGAUACUGUACUUAAUCGUUCAUUGUAACGGAGGCAGUGCAAAAUCUCUUUCUCCAGACGAAAUUUAUUUUCAGUAAUUGGUUCAUUGUUCAUUAUUUUUAAUAUAAUUAAAUCCAGUGGCGGCUCAUGGGACAGAUUUUAAGGCGGAAAAAAAGUUAUUUUAACCAAAAACGGAGAAUUAUUAAUUUUCUUAAUUAUUUGUUCAUUACAAAUUUCAAGCAUGCCCUUAAAUAUCGAAUAAUUUCUUGGGUGUUCAUUUUCACUAUAUUCAUUAUAUAUUUACACAAUAAACAGAAUCUAAUUGAGCCCUAAUAACGCAAAUUCCGUUCAAUUACGAAUGUGGCUUUUAGAAUUUUUAUAUCUUUAUUUUCAAACUUAAUGCUCUGGUUAUUCCAAUUUUACUUUCGCGUUCGACGGCAUUUCCAUUGUAUUUUUUUAUCAUUAUGACGGUGGGAAUGCGAAAUAUGAUUCUUUUUGUAAGAUAAAUGAAAAUAUUUUUUAUACUAUUUAAUUACUGUAAAUUUUGGAGCUCUGCAGAACUGUAGCGCACAUAAAAUAUUAAACACUGUUUCUAUAUUUUGUAAGCAACGUCAAAUACGUCAAUUUUAAGGCGACGGUGGG
Messenger RNA from Cylas formicarius (sweet potato weevil), 3619 nucleotides. It is a transcript of the gene BckdhB, whose product is annotated as 2-oxoisovalerate dehydrogenase subunit beta, mitochondrial. The transcript is spliced from 6 exons. Lineage: Eukaryota; Metazoa; Arthropoda; Insecta; Coleoptera; Brentidae. Gene Ontology annotation, biological process: branched-chain amino acid catabolic process; response to nutrient. The coding region runs from base 319 to 1026 and encodes 235 amino acids. The record is from RefSeq and is a predicted model, not a curated record. Gene Ontology annotation, molecular function: catalytic activity.